AUGACUGGGGUCUUUGACAGCCUCGUCUCCGACAUGCAUUCCAACCAGAUUACCUCCAGCAGUUACCACCAGCAGCAGCAGCAGCAGCACUCGUCUUUGCACAAGCCGCAGGAGUCGCCCACUCUGCCUGUCUCCACCGCUACCGACAGCAGCUACUACACCAACCAGCCCGGGAGCGGAGGCGCGGCGGCGGCGGCGGCAGGCGGAGCAGGAGGCGGCAGCAACGGCGGCAGCGGGUCGCCCUACGCCCAGAUGGGCUCUUACCAGUACCACCCCAGCGGCCUCAGCGCUGGGCCCUACUCCACCAAAGGCGGCAGCUACGAGCUGGGAGGAUACCCCGCCGCGGCUGCUUACGGCUCCUACGCGCCCUACGCCUCCCGGACGUCGCCGGGCACCAACGACUCCGCGGAGAAAGAAGAGGGCGAGCCCGAGAUCCGGAUCGUCAACGGAAAGCCAAAGAAAGUGCGCAAGCCCCGGACCAUCUACUCCAGUUUCCAGCUGGCGGCUCUGCAGAGGCGCUUCCAGAAGACCCAGUACCUGGCGCUGCCCGAGAGAGCCGAACUCGCCGCCUCGCUGGGCCUCACCCAAACUCAGGUCAAGAUCUGGUUCCAGAACCGGCGCUCCAAGUUCAAGAAGAUGUGGAAAAGCGGCGAGAUCCCCGCAGAGCAGCACCCCGGCAGCAGCGCCUCUCCGCCCUGCCCCUCGCCUCCGGCCUCGGCCAGCCUCGCCUGGGACUUUGCGCCCCACCAGCAGCAGCAGCAGCAGCAGCAGCGCAUGAGCAACGGGGGCGCCAGCGGAGGCGGCGGGAGCAGCGCGGGCUCCAGCCCGGGCACUCCCGGCGGCGGGGCGGCGGCUUUCUUGGGUAACUAUUCGUGGUACCACCAGGCGUCCAGCGUCGCCGUUUCCCACUUGCCCGCCGCCUCCCCGCUCCUGCAGCAAGGGCCGUCUCCUCACCCGCACCAUCCCCACCUGCACCACCACCAUCAUCACCACCACCACAGCGCGGCCGCCACUGCAGGGACGAUUUUCUAGCGCCUCCCCCCCCAGGGCGCACGCGCACACAAGCCCCGCAUCCCCAACAGGAGACCCACCGGGAGGCGGGGGAGGGGCACUCGCCCAGCAACCCCCUCCCCGCCCUAGGCGGACUGAGCUCACCCCCUUGGUGCUUCGUUGAAGAAUUACUCUCCCCUCCCCCAGUGACCGAGCAGGGAACCGAGUGUGGAGGCUGGGGUUGCCAACUCUGGGUUGGGAAUUUCUGGAGAUUUGGGGGGGGGUGGAGGGCAAGGUAUAGGGAGGGACCUCAACCGGGUAUGCAAGUCAUACAGUCCACCCUCCAAAAGCAUCCAUUUCCUCCAGGGGAACUGGAGAUCAACUGCAAUUCCAGGAGAUCUCCAGGCCCCACCUGGACGUUGGCAACUGGCACAAGGAUCUGGUCAGGGUUCCUCACACUCCUCAAGCAUAUCAGACCCCCUAUCCAGUCAGAGGCUUUGAAGUCACUGGUGACAAUGGAAUCCGGGGAAGUUACGUGGCCAACGAGUUCCCAAAGUCUCUCUUCGAGCUUCAUCCCAGGGUUCUUUCUCUCCUCCCUCGCCCCCCGCUCCGUCUCUUCUUUCCCUUCCGUUUCUUGAGGAGGGAGAGGGGAGGUUCUUCCCCCCCCCCCUCCUUCUCUGUAACCUCCUUGGGCAGAGUUCCUUGUUCGCACCCCGCUCAUUUCUCAUCAAAUCACCAGUGCAGAAUUUCUUAUUUAAUUUUUUCUUUAAUGUUUUGUAAACGUUUUUUAUAGGUGCCUUUGCAGAUGACCUCAUUUUGAUGUUGGGAGAAAAAAAAAAGAUAAAUAAUUUUUAUAUGUAGAUAUUUAAAAUUUUAAGAAAAACCACCCCAGCUGUGUUUAAAUUAUCUUUUUUUAAAUGUUUGCAGGGCUUUUCUUCACAAGGAAAAUAAUAUGUUUGUAAUAAAGCUGUUUGUGCUGAUUCUCUCUCCCCCCCCCCUCCACUUCUUUGUAUAAAAAAAAUGAAAAGCGCCGUUCGACAACCUGGAUUUGUUUUUGUGAACCAAGAUUUGUUAAUGCCAUAUUUCUCUCUCUCUCUCUCGGCUUCCCCCAUAAAUCCUUUAUUAUGGUUUCAGACAUUUCCUCUUCUCUCUCUUGUCAAAACCAAUAAGCUACUGAUUUCUCCCCCCCCCCUUUCCCGUCGGUUGCUGAAACAUGACAAAAGUUAUUUUUCUUGGUUAUUUAUUACGAAAGCAGACGAACAAAAAAGAAAAGAAAACCCCGAUUUCAAUGUUCCUUUUACAAUAUGAAGAGAUUAUUUAAAUAAAUUAUUGUCUCCACCA
This is a messenger RNA of Heteronotia binoei (common prickly gecko), 2331 nucleotides long. It is a transcript of the gene DLX2, whose product is annotated as distal-less homeobox 2. NCBI's taxonomy places the organism in Eukaryota, Metazoa, Chordata, Lepidosauria, Squamata, Gekkonidae. The record is from RefSeq and is a predicted model, not a curated record. Gene Ontology annotation, molecular function: RNA polymerase II cis-regulatory region sequence-specific DNA binding; DNA-binding transcription factor activity, RNA polymerase II-specific. Gene Ontology annotation, biological process: negative regulation of transcription by RNA polymerase II; cell differentiation; embryo development. The transcript has 3 exons. The coding region runs from base 1 to 1032 and encodes 343 amino acids.